Molecule: messenger RNA, 1959 nt
Organism: Grosmannia clavigera kw1407
Lineage: Eukaryota; Fungi; Ascomycota; Sordariomycetes; Ophiostomatales; Ophiostomataceae
Product: hsp70 family chaperone
Exons: 4
Coding region: 1-1959 (652 amino acids)
Source: RefSeq, a predicted model, not a curated record
AUGCCCCUCGAACCAUCCUCGGCAGACUACUGGCAAGGCGUGCCGGACGACCGUGGCAACGUGCUGAUCAUCGGCAUCGACUUUGGCACGACGUAUUCAGGUGUCGCUUGGGCCACGCCGUACGACUUUGAGCAGGAGCAGAUCAACCUGAUCCACAGCUGGCCCGGCAUGGGUCUAGAGAAGGGCAAGGCGCCGACGGAGCUCUGUUAUGAGGACGGCCAGGUCUACUGGGGCUACGAGGUGCCGGCGGACGCGGACGCGGUCCAGUGGUUCAAGCUGCUGCUAUUGCGCGAAGACGACCUGAGUCCAGCCCUGGCCAACUCGGAGCAUGUGCGGCGCUGUCGCCGGAUGCUGCACGACCAGGCCAAGACGCCGGUCGACCUGGUGGCGGACUAUCUGCGGCUGCUCUGGGCCCAUGUGCUGGACACGAUCAGCCGCGACCGGGGCGACGCUGCUGUGGCGGGCAUGCGCCUGCACGUCGUGCUGACGGUGCCGGCGAUCUGGCCGGGCUAUGCUCGUCAGCGGAUGGAGGAGGCGGUCAGUCAAGCGGGCAUCCUGGACGCCCGACCGGCCGGUCCGACCGAGCUGACGCUCGUCACCGAGCCCGAGGCGGCUGCCCUGGCCACGCUGUACAACAGCGCGACGGCGUGUCGGCAGGGCGACGUGGUGAUCAUCUGCGAUGCUGGCGGCGGGACGGUGGACCUCGUCUCCUACAAAGUGACGCGCCGCUCGCCGCUCGUCAUCGAAGAGGCCAUCGAGGGCGUCGGCGGGCUCUUUGGCAGCAUCUUCGUCGACGAGGCCUUUGAGCACAUGUCGCAGCGCCGGCUCGGCCCCAAGUGGGAUAGCCUCAGCAAGGCCGGGGUCAAGGAGCUGGUCCGGGGCGAAUGGCAGCAGGUGAUCAAGCCGCAGUACAAGCACAUGGCCAACUCCCGGCGCCAAUACACCGUCGGGAUCCCGGCCGAGGCGUUUGCGUCCAAGGCCGAGCUGAACGACGUCAGCCGGGAGCCGCACAUCAAGAUGGGCCGUUUCCAUCUGACCGGCGACCAGAUCGAAAAGCUGUUCGAGUACUCCUUUGACGGCAUCGACAGGCUCAUCGACGAGCAGAUCAGCGCGAUCAAGGCCACAAAGGACCUAUCCGUCUCGGACAUCAUCCUCGUGGGCGGUCUGGGCGGCAGUCCGUAUCUCCACCAGCACCUGAAGGAGCGCCAUGGCUCCGACAUCAACGUGCUGCAGUCGACGGGAACGAAGCCGUGGACGGCCAUCUGUCGUGGCGCCGUGUACAAGGGCUGCUACAAGACAUUCGUGGCCGGCGGCGAGGGCUACCGGCCGCUGCCGGUCACGGUCGCGUCGACGGUAUCGCGCUUCUCGGUCGGCCUCUGCUUCUCGCAGCUGUACAGCGAGGCCUACCACCGGGAGGAGGACCGGUACUACGACGAGAAGGAGGGGGUCUACUUUGCCGGGCGCCAGAUGGAGUGGUAUCUGCGCAAGGGCAGCUCGGUCCAGGCGAUGACGCCCAUCCGCCACGACUUCUAUCUGCUCGUCAACGGCCCCAAGACCGAGUGGACGCGCGAGCUGUAUCUCUGCAACAGCGCCGACGCGCCGUCACGCAAGGGCGACGGCGUGGAAAAGAUGUGCGACCUCACCUGCAACUUUGCUUCCAUCGUCGACCGCCUGCCCUACUACGAGUCGCCCAGCGGGCAGAUCUUCAAGAAGUUUGCCUACGAGAUCGUCAUGAUUCCGUCCGGCGCCUCGGUCGAGUUUGCCGUCCUGUACCAGGACCAGCGGCUGGCCAGCAAGGAGGUCAAGCAAGCCGACUUUUGGCUCCGCUGCGACAGCCUGAUCAGCAAUCGGACAUGCGACAAUGCAGUCGCCUACCCAGAAGCCAUAGCGACGGAGCUCAGACAGUUCCAGCCCUCACACGGCUCCCAGCUUUCGCCCCAACACCCCGCACUAAGAUAG